This is a messenger RNA of Lasiodiplodia theobromae, 939 nucleotides long. Its product is annotated as Translational initiation factor 2 beta. The record is from RefSeq and is a predicted model, not a curated record. Gene Ontology annotation, molecular function: translation initiation factor binding; translation initiation factor activity; mRNA binding. NCBI's taxonomy places the organism in Eukaryota, Fungi, Ascomycota, Dothideomycetes, Botryosphaeriales, Botryosphaeriaceae. Gene Ontology annotation, biological process: translational initiation; formation of cytoplasmic translation initiation complex; formation of translation preinitiation complex. Bases 1 to 939 code for a protein of 312 amino acids. The transcript is spliced from 3 exons. Gene Ontology annotation, cellular component: eukaryotic translation initiation factor 2 complex.
AUGGCGGACACCGAAGUUCAACCGCCCAUCGAGGAGCGCAAGCCGCGCAAGUCCGUGGCAUUUGCUGACGGCGCCCAGAUUGUCGACAGCGAUGGCAAUGUCAAGGACAUCAACGGCACCGGCGAGAAAGACUCCGCCGAGAGCCACGCCAACGAGACGGACAAGGCCGUCGACGAGGUCACGGACAUGUUCAAGGACCUGACCAAGAAGAAGAAGAAGAAGUCGUCCAAGACCAAGGAGGGUGGCGACGACGAGGCUCCGGCUGCCGACGGCGAGUUCGACCCGUCGGCGCUCAAGAAAAAGAAGAAGAAGAAGAAGGCCGUCGACGCCGACGACUUCGAGGCCAAGCUGGCCGAGGCUGGCGCCGGCGCGGACAAGGAGGAGGAGCAGAAGGAGGAGGAGGUGCAGGAGGGUGACAUGGAGAAGGGAACCGGCAUCUUCGCGCACGAGAACACGACGCCCAUCAACUACAACCUACUGCUCAACCGCUUCUUCACCAUGCUGCACUCGCACCACCCCGACCUGGCCUCGUCCGGCUCCAAGAGCUACAAGAUCCCGCCGCCGCAGUGUCUGCGUGAAGGCAACAAGAAGACCAUCUUCGCCAACAUUGCCGAGAUCUGCAAGCGUAUGAAGCGUACCGACGAGCACGUCACCCAGUUCCUGUUCGCCGAAUUGGGUACCAGCGGCAGUGUCGACGGCAGCCGGCGACUGGUCAUCAAGGGUCGUUUCCAGCAGAAGCAGAUCGAGAACGUUCUCAGGCGGUACAUUGUCGAAUACGUGACGUGCAAGACGUGCAGGUCGCCCGACACGGAGCUCAACAAGGGCGAGAACCGUCUGUACUUCGUCACCUGCAACUCGUGCGGAUCCAGGCGCAGUGUUACGGCCAUCAAGACUGGUUUCUCUGCCCAGGUCGGCAAGAGAAGGAGGCAGCAGGGUUAG